AUUUUGGAAACAUUUUUCAUUUCUCGCUCUCCCUGCCCUUAAUUUCUCAUCCACUGUCCACUCCUGCCUCCAGGUCUCUCUCUCUCUCCAUAAGUUUUGUCAACUGUUUUAUAACAUUCAAAAAAUAACAAACCAACAAACUAUACCAUACACACAAGCGAUUAGCGCAUUAUACAUCACAGCCCAAAUUUCUCUCUUCUCCGAUCUCAUCGUUUCUCCCUCUCUCCUUCCUUUUCUCUUCCUUUCUGUCUGAUUAUCUUUGGGUUAGCGUUUUGUUGUUUUCUCCAAGAUAAACAAGGGCAGAGAUGGGGCAACAGUCUCUAAUCUACAGCUUCGUCGCUCGAGGCACGGUGAUUCUGGUGGAAUAUACGGAGUUCACCGGGAAUUUCACCAGCAUCGCCUCUCAAUGCCUCCAGAAACUUCCCUCUUCCAGCAAUAAGUUCACCUAUAACUGCGAUGGCCACACCUUCAAUUACCUCGUUGAAAACGGCUUCACCUACUGUGUGGUUGCAGUUGAAUCUGCUGGCAGACAAAUCCCAAUUGCCUUUCUGGAGCGAGUUAAGGAGGACUUCAACAAAAGAUAUGGUGGAGGGAAAGCUGCAACUGCUAAGGCCAAUAGCCUGAACAGAGAGUUCGGAUCCAAACUGAAGGAUCACAUGCAGUAUUGUGUGGAUCAUCCUGAAGAGAUCAGCAAGCUUGCCAAAGUGAAGGCUCAGGUUUCUGAAGUUAAGGGCGUGAUGAUGGAAAACAUUGAGAAGGUUCUUGAUCGCGGUGAAAAGAUUGAGCUGCUGGUGGAUAAAACUGAGAACCUUCGCUCACAGGCACAAGACUUCAGACAACAGGGAACUAAGAUGAGAAGGAAGAUGUGGUUUCAGAAUAUGAAGAUAAAAUUGAUUGUUUUGGGUAUUAUCAUUGCCUUGAUUCUGAUUAUAGUGUUAUCCAUUUGUCAUGGAUUCAAAUGUUAAUCUCUCUUGAUUUUCAUUGGAUGCUAUUGCUAUCCUUGCUGCCAAGCUGACUGGAUUGUCUGAUUAAAUUGGUUCACAUUCUUCUGAUAAUCCAUCUUGCAGAUCUCUCUUUACAGGGUCUUUUUGGUUACGCCUUCCCCCUAGUGUUAGCCUUAAGGGAUGUGAGAAGGUUUAUAUCUUGGAUUGGUUGUAUAGGUUAUAUGUUGAACUUCACCUGGUAGAUAUUUUUUUUGCCCUUAAUAUUCGUUUAAGAUGUAAUGGAGGACACCUAAUGCCUGCAGUUUAGAUUUCCCUUUUGGAAUGCUAUUAAUGUAUUUGUCUUUUUGAUA
This is a messenger RNA of Hevea brasiliensis (rubber tree), 1294 nucleotides long. Its product is annotated as putative vesicle-associated membrane protein 726. The record is from RefSeq and is a predicted model, not a curated record. The coding region runs from base 306 to 965 and encodes 219 amino acids. Gene Ontology annotation, cellular component: membrane. Gene Ontology annotation, biological process: vesicle-mediated transport. NCBI's taxonomy places the organism in Eukaryota, Viridiplantae, Streptophyta, Magnoliopsida, Malpighiales, Euphorbiaceae. The transcript is spliced from 5 exons.